GCAACAACGUGAACGUGAGUUAAAGGUACGCGCUUUGGAAGAAGCUGCGCGAGGAUCACGGCCUUGAGAGAGGGAAAGAAAGCUAGGAAUGGCUGCUAGGAAAAGAGAUGAACCUGGUAAACAACGGUAUCAAGCUAACGCUAGAGAACGUGACCGAACACAUAGGUUCACAACUCAAGAAUCGCAAUCUUCACUGUGCAGCGUAAAUACAGCGUUCACCGCCCUUAGGACAUUGAUACCUACUGAACCUGCAGAUAGAAAAUUAUCUAAAAUCGAAACGUUGCGACUGGCAAGCAGCUACAUCAGCCACUUAGGAGCUGUACUAAUUGUCGGUGCUGCUGAUCAGCCCUGCUUACGCUUAGAGGAAAAUCAUUUACGAGCAUCAAGGUUGAACAAUUCGUGGGGUAGUAAUGAAACUCAUACAGGCCGACCCCAGGUCUGCACUUUUUGCCUCGCUACGCACAAAAAAUACAAUUUGAACGUCGCUUCUCAAACAAUCACGGACUGUCAGAGUCAAGAAGGUGCGCAAUACAUUAUACUUCCGUCGAGUUCGUCAUCGUAUUUCGACUUGAAUCCGAUAUAUUAAGUAUAAGAUUUUAUAAAAAUGCACGAUAGAUACACGAGCGAAUGUAUAUUAAUUGUAAAUACGAUUACAAAUGUAACGACAGUAACGUAUCUACCCUAAUGUUGACUCAGUUUUCGAGAAAGAAAAGACAGUCGGAUAAGAAAAAUGCACCAACGCACUUUCGGCGAUAUUUGUUUUGGUCUCUCGCAUAGCCGACAAUGCAGUGAGGAAAGACGUUUUGGUGUUACUCUCCGUUCUCGUUUGCCGUUCCACAUUUCAGUGUUUUUAUUUGGUUAUUUAUCACCUGUAGCAAGAAAUUGGAAUAAUGUUUGUCGCAGAAAAUAACCGCCGUUCAUGGUCGGAGCGUCACUAGGUGAGAUUAUAUAUUUUUUUUCAAAUUUAUGCCAUUUUUCCGGUUUUCAUAGCAACCGUGGUAAAACUAACUGGGUUCACCAUUAUGCCAAAGAUUUUUCAAAAGAGGUAAUAAACAAAUGUUGCAAAAA
Messenger RNA from Neodiprion fabricii, 1068 nucleotides. Its product is annotated as basic helix-loop-helix transcription factor scleraxis. The coding region runs from base 89 to 586 and encodes 165 amino acids. Gene Ontology annotation, molecular function: RNA polymerase II transcription regulatory region sequence-specific DNA binding; protein dimerization activity; DNA-binding transcription factor activity, RNA polymerase II-specific. Gene Ontology annotation, biological process: developmental process; regulation of transcription by RNA polymerase II. The record is from RefSeq and is a predicted model, not a curated record. NCBI's taxonomy places the organism in Eukaryota, Metazoa, Arthropoda, Insecta, Hymenoptera, Diprionidae. The transcript is spliced from 4 exons.